UACAACUAUAGUCACGUGUGUCCUCUAUCCAAUCAGCGAAGCCGUUUUCAGAUCGUGGGUGUUUCCUUCUACCGUCGUGCUGCUGUAGACCGGGAGCAGAGCUAGCGAGCUGCAGCAGCCGUCCAUCAGCAGUGAUUCACACCACGACGGCCUGCUACAUUGUCAUCUGCUGCCAAGAAGACAUUUUUUAACGCUGUCAUUCACUGGAUAUAGGAGUCACCACGGCCUCUAGAACAAUGCCUCCUCCGAUGCGCCACCGCUCCAUGCGUGUCUUCAUGAACGACGACCGCCAUGUUAUGGCCAAACACUCUGUCAUCUACCCAACUCAGGAGGAGCUGGAAAGCGUACAGAACAUGGUGUCCCACACAGAGCGGGCCCUCAAGGCCGUCUCUGACUGGCUGGAUAAGCAGGAGAAGGGAACUUCCAAGUCCGACUCUGAUAGCGCAGACACCGAUAAGGAAAGUGAGCACAGAGAUCAGGCCACCCGCUCUCUGCGUGGCGUAAUGAGGGUGGGCCUGGUUGCCAAGGGCCUGCUACUAAAGGGGGACCUGGACCUGGAGCUAGUGCUCCUCUGUAAGGAAAAGCCUACCAUCAAUCUGCUGAAGAAAGUGUCUGAAAACCUGGUUACGCAGCUCAAGUCGAUCACAGAAGACAAGUACGUGGUGACCCAGCACAUCCGCGAGGCCAGUAUUGUCAUCAAGAACACCAAGGAGCCCCCUCUCACCCUCACCAUCCACCUGACAUCCCCUUUGGUCCGUGAGGAUAUUGAGAGGGCUGCUUCUGGAGAAUCGCUUUCAGUCAACGAUCCCCCGGAUGUUCUGGACAGGCAGAAAUGCCUAACUGCCUUGGCUUCUCUCCGCCACGCUAAGUGGUUCCAGGCCAGAGCUAACGGGCUGCGCUCUUGCGUCAUCGUCAUUCGGAUCUUAAGGGACCUCUGCGCUCGCGUCCCAACAUGGGCCCCGCUUCGUGGCUGGCUCCACCCUCCCGUGUCACUACUGGUUGCAAAAAACCAAGAUGGCGACGGCCAUAUUGCCGAACUCGAAGCUUCAAAACAGCAGUCCACAAACCAAUGGCCACUGGAGCUGAUCUGUGAGAAAGCCAUUGGCACAGGGAACCGGCCCAUGGGGGCAGGAGAAGCUCUGCGGAGAGUCUUAGAGUGUCUGGCUUCGGGAAUCCUCAUGGCAGGUACAUAUGCUGCUGGAAUCUCUGAUCCGUGUGAGAAGGAGCCCACAGAUGCUAUCGGCCACUUGGACCAGCAGCAGAGAGAAGACAUCACAGCGAGCGCACAGCAUGCCUUAAGGCUGUCUGCUUUCGGACAGCUUCACAAAGUGCUUGGAAUGGACCCCCUUCCCUCAAAGAUGCCCAAGAAGCCUCGUAGUGAGACUCCUAUUGAUUACACAGUGCAAAUCCCACCCAGUACGGCGUACGCCCCACCAAUGAAAAGGCCCAUUGAGGAAGAGGAGGGAAUUGAUGACAAGAGUCCAAAUAAGAAGAAGAAAAAGCUUCAGAAGAAAUCUCCAGAGGAGAAGGCUGAGCCUCCCCAGGCUAUGAACGCUCUGAUGAGGCUCAAUCAGCUGAAGCCAGGUCUCCAGUACAAACUGGUCUCUCAGACCGGCCCAAUUCAUGUCCCUGUCUUCACUAUGGCUGUCGAAGUAGAUGGGAAGAGCUUUGAGGCUUCUGGUCCAUCCAAACGCACUGCCAAGCUGCACGUAGCUGUAAAGGUCCUCCAGGACAUGGGCCUGCCCACAGGAGUGGAACUAAAGACCGCUGAGUCGGUGAAAUCAGAGGAGGCGGUUGUAGCUGUCACCGUGGAAGAACUGAAGCCAAUCGUAACACCCAUAGAAACUACCACUGCUGCCACAGGAGCAGCCAACGCAGACACCACUGAUGCUGUAGAGGCUGCUCGCCAACAGGGACCAAUCCUGACAAAGCACGGCAAGAACCCCGUAAUGGAGCUGAAUGAGAAGCGCCGCGGCCUGAAGUACGAGCUCAUCUCGGAGACCGGUGGCAGCCACGACAAGCGCUUCGUCAUGGAGGUGGAGAUUGACGGUCAGAAGUUUCAAGGGACAGGAUCCAAUAAGAAGGUGGCAAAGGCUUACGCUGCCCUGGCUGCUCUGGAGCGCCUCUUCCCUGAAGGCUCUAUGGCUGAUGCUGCUAAAAAGAAGAAAGGACCACCCAUGCACUCACCAGGCUUUGGCAUGAUGGGAGCCUCCGGACCUGGAGAUGCGGCUUCACCCAGGGGCAGAGGGAGAGGAGGACGAGGUCGUGGAAGAGGCAGGGGCUUCAAUAACGGAGGAGGCUACGGCCAAGGAGGUGGGUUCGGAACAUACGGUUACGGGAACAAUGCUAACUCCGGAUACAAUUACUACAACAACGGUGGCACAAACGGAGGAGGCGGGGCUUCAAGCAGCCCAUCACCCGGCCCCCCAGCCAGCACAGCACCAGGAUCAGCUCAGGGCUCCUACAGUUCAUACUACCAGAACGACGGAGCUUACACUGCCACUUCUGCCGCGAAAAACGCCAAAAAGAAACCCCCCAUGCACAAGGGAGGGAAGACGCCCUUUGCAGGUUCCCCAGGAGCCAACAGUGGAUCUGCAGGGGGGUACCAGUCCAGCAGCCCCCCGGGGCAGGGCUCCUAUAACCAGUACGGCCAGGGCUACGGUCAGGCAAAGAAGAGCUUCAACCAGAACCAGAACCAGAACCAGGGGGGGACAGGAGGAUACUCGUACAGCACUGCCUAUCCAAGCCAGGUGACGGGGGGUGCUGGAGGUAGCCAAGACUACAGUUAUGAAGGUUUCAACAACCAGUCCAAUUACAACUCCCAGGGAGGAGGUGGUGGAGGAGGUGGAGGCGGCGCAGGAGGCAACAACCAGGGCUUUGGCUCCAACAACUCUCAGUACCACAACCCAGUGGGCUACGGCAGGGGAGACGGCAGCAUGAAUUACCAGUACAGAUAAACUCUCUAUCACUCCGUCUGUGAUUCAUCGGCACCCUGCGUCAGUGUCUCGAGCCUUCUCCAAAGAAAGCGAUGGACGGCUUGCCUGUGCUCUCGGCCUUUUCCAUGUUUGCUUCUUAUGUGCUUUUGGGUUUAUAUGUAGCACAUGUGGGCACAAAUUGAGUGACUUUGUAAGAGUCGGAGCUGAGUUGCGGCUGAAUUUAGUGGUCUGUUUCAGUGGUCUGGUCAGUGCUUAGUCUUGUGUUUUUAGAUUAUUCUUAUUUUUUUUCCUUUUUAUUUUUUAAAUAUAUGCUACCAGUCCUCAUCCUCAUCACUAAAUAAUAAGGAUGAUUCUACAAAUUACUCUCACUAGCUCUGACUUGGUUUCCUUUCUUAUAAAGAGUUGUGUGAAGACAGCCGUUUCGUUUUCUCAUGUGAAACUAGUAAAAUCUCGUAGUUUUAAACUACAAAGGUUGAUGUAUUUUUUGUAAUAAUUCUAUAGACCCGAAUAGCUUGUUCUUUUCUGCAUUGCUUGUAAUUUCGGCUUAUUUUGUAAUUUACCUAAUGUGAUGUAGUUAUUUUAAUAAAUGGUUUUGGAGGUUACUGGAAAAUACACUUACAUUCUGAUGUUAGACCCACAUUUCUGCUCAAUGUAGCUUUCUCAUUGGGUUGGAUUUGUUCCUGUUGAUGUAAAACAAAAAGUGUGUUUGUAUUAAUAAAUGAUUUUUAUUUUGAA
Molecule: messenger RNA, 3671 nt
Organism: Sebastes umbrosus (honeycomb rockfish)
Lineage: Eukaryota; Metazoa; Chordata; Actinopteri; Perciformes; Sebastidae
Product: interleukin enhancer-binding factor 3 homolog
Exons: 19
Coding region: 237-2957 (906 amino acids)
Cellular component (GO): precatalytic spliceosome
Molecular function (GO): single-stranded RNA binding; double-stranded RNA binding
Source: RefSeq, a predicted model, not a curated record